Messenger RNA from Truncatella angustata, 1148 nucleotides. RefSeq names its product ribosomal protein L23/L15e core domain-containing protein. The coding region runs from base 115 to 888 and encodes 257 amino acids. The transcript has 2 exons. Gene Ontology annotation, molecular function: structural constituent of ribosome. Gene Ontology annotation, cellular component: ribosome. The record is from RefSeq and is a predicted model, not a curated record. Gene Ontology annotation, biological process: translation. NCBI's taxonomy places the organism in Eukaryota, Fungi, Ascomycota, Sordariomycetes, Amphisphaeriales, Sporocadaceae.
CGACCUGCCACUUGCAACCACCUUUUACUAACCCGACAACACAGCACAGCAUCUUCAAUUCGACAACGGUCUCUCACAACUAAUCGACAAAGAACUGGGUGAUUGAUCGUCAAGAUGGCUGACUCCGACUCCCCCGUCACCCUGCGAACUCGCAAGUUCAUCCGCAACCCUCUUUUGGGUCGCAAGCAGAUGGUCGUUGACAUUCUGCACCCUGGCCGCGCCAACAUCUCAAAGGACCAGCUCCGUGAGAAGAUCUCCGCCCUGUACAAGGCUCAGAAGGAACAGAUCUCUGUCUUCGGUCUCCGCACUCAGUUCGGUGGUGGCAAGACCACUGGCUUCGCACUCGUCUACGAUUCUCCCGAGGCCAUGAAGAAGUUUGAGCCCCUCUAUAGACUUGUCAGAGUUGGUCUCGGCACCAAGCCCGAGCGCGCUUCGAGACAGCAACGUAUGCUAUCUUUCCACCUCUGGUCUCUUCCCUGGACUGCCCCUUCUGACCUGAUUCUCUCCCUCCACAGGCAAGCAGCGCAAGAACCGACAAAAGACCCUGCGUGGUACGGCCAAGGUCAAGGGCGCCAAGGCCAAGAAGGAGAAAUAAACGGAUCGCUUUUUUUCGAACAAGGAAAAGGUGUUUGGUCAUUUCGCGGACUGGGUUUGGCUCUCGGCAUUGUAUUUGGCUGGCAUCUGUGCAUUACAUGGUGGUGGUUCCAAGCAACGGGCAUGGACGUGAACACCACUCGGUCCGUACAUACACUGGUCUCCGGUUUUCUCAAUUUGCAGCUGGUAGACUCGGUUUCACAUGAGGCGUUUCGGAAUGAAUUCGAUGAUUUCCUGCCAUUUCUCGAUAGCAUAUAUGCCAGAAAUGUAUGUUCCCAUGGUCAACUCGCUUGAGCUUUCCAAACUCCUGAUACAUGGAUACGUGCCAGGACGUGGAGAUGGGUUGUUGAUUGACUCGUCAUAUGCGUCCAUGGUUUUGCGCUUCCGGCAACAAGUCGAUGAGAGUAAGGCAUAAUAUUAUCUUUCGUGCGUUCUGUAAGCCUUCAUGUCACCCAAAAAGGCAUUUCUCUCUGCUUCCACAGGCAUUCAUCUAAGGAUAUCCUCAACGACAGGUUCAUCUUGUUAUUCGCUACCGCAGCUAUUCAAAACCGAGG